AUGGCGCAACGUCCCGACGCAUCAGCGACCCCUUCGGCGAACGGCGCGCCCGCCCAACCUCCAUCCAAGUCGGACACGGCCACCCCAAAGCUCAACAAUGAGGUCGAGUUGGGCAACCUCCCCGGCGACGGGGAGCCAGCCCAGAGUGACAUUAUGCAGAUGGCAAGGACGGGCGACAUUGCCGGCAUGGAGAAGCUGUUCGAGACGGGCGACUACGAUGCGACUUACACCGACGGCGAGGGGAUAACCCCAUUACAUUGGGCGGCCAUCAACAACCAGUAUGCCAUGUGCAAGUUCCUGAUCAGCCGCGGCGCCGAGAUCAACCGAAAAGGAGGCGAGAGUGUGGCCACACCAUUACAAUGGGCUGCUCAGCGGUGUCAUUACUACACCGUCCACCUACUGCUCCAACACGGCGCCGACCCCUUGAUCUCCGAUGCUCAGGGAUACAACACAUUACAUAUCAGCACCUUUAACGGGAACCUUCUUCUGAUUGUCCUGUUAUUACACCAGGGCAUACCGGUGGAUGUGGAAGAUGCCUACGGCCACACCGGUCUUAUGUGGUCUGCUUACAAGGGCUAUCCGGCUUGCGUCGACGUCUUUCUACGAUGGGGCGCCAGCGUUCACGCCAAGGACGAGCAAGGCUUUACGGCUCUGCACUGGGCACUCGUAAAGGGAAGCGCUGGGUGUGUUCAGAAGCUCCUCGAGUACGGCGCCGAUCGGUUCGCCAAGACCACGACGGGCAAGACACCUUCCAUCACAGCUAAGGAGCUGAACACGGCAGGCGCAUGGCACAAGGCCCUCCACGAGUGCGGCUACGAUGAGGACGCCAAUGCGAUAAUACCGAGCUGGCCGGGAUCGAGCUACCUUUUGCAGGAUAGGAGGGGGUUCACGACCAAGUUCUUCUUCCUGUGGCCCUUCGUCCUGGUCUGGGCGACUUUGCACAUCUUUGCUGGGAUGCCGGUCUACGCGGGCAUUCCCAUCGGGCUCAUUGUGGCUUAUUCGAUCCAGUGGGUUGGCCAACAGGUUAUCGCCUAUGCGCCACCUGAUAUGAGGUCGUUUGAGAAGACGCCCUGGAUGACCGGUAUUUUUGCCGCUUCGCUCUUCUGGGUAGGGCUCAACUGGCUGUUUACUGUCUUUCCCACCACAGCAUUUGGCGAAGAUGGGACCUACCUGCUCAACUUCCUUUUCGCCGUGACCCUUGGCUUGACUGGGUUUUUCUACGUCAGGUCCAUGGUCGACGAUCCCGGAUUCGUACCCAAGAUGAACGGUAUUGCGGAGCAGAGAGCGGUCAUUGAUGAGCUAAUCAGCCAGUGGAAGUACGACGAGGCCCAUUUUUGUGUUACUUGCAUGAUUCGGACUCCGUUGCGCAGCAAGCACUGCCGUAGGUGCCAGCGCUGUGUUGCCAAACACGACCAUCACUGCCCGUGGGUCUACAACUGCGUCGGCAUCAACAACCACCGCCACUUCUUCAUGUACCUCAUCAACCUGACCCUCGCCAUUAUCAUCUACGACUUUCUCACCUACCGUUACUUCAACAUUGUGUCACCCGAUGCCUCGGAAGAAUGCAGCCUUCUCGCCCCUUCCAUCUGCAAGGUUGUCAACGCCGACGCUUACACGAUGCUGACGGCCAUCUGGGCAUCGCUCCAGCUUGUCUGGGUGUCCAUGCUUCUGUCUGUCCAGCUGAUUCAGCUCGCCCGCGCCAUGACGACCUACGAGAACAUGUUUGGCGUCCACCACACUUCUGCCACCUCGUUGGCAUCCGCUUUCACCUCGACUGGCGCCCCACUGGAUCCGACACAGCAACCUCCCUCCGGAUCUGCCGCCGGCGAAGGUGGCCACGGCCACAAGCAUGGCCACAGACAUGGCGGCAUCCUCAAGACAAUGAGCCGACUCCUCGGAGUUGACAUUUUUAUGCGAACAGCCCGCGGCAAGGGAGCUGCCACCAACCCAGCCAACAAGCGAAAGAGCAGAAACCCCUACAACCGCGGCUGCGUCACCAACUGCAAAGACUUUUGGUGUGACCCUGCGCCGUUGUUCGGCAAGAGGGAGACUGGCGCCGCGAUGCUCGGUGGACAACCGGUGAACUACACGGAGAUGUAUGAGAGUCCGUCUGUGAUGGAUGCGCUGAGAGGGAGGGCUGGCAGAGCAGGCGGUUAUGAAGCCGUUGCUGGGGAUGAAGUAUGA
Molecule: messenger RNA, 2184 nt
Organism: Podospora pseudocomata
Lineage: Eukaryota; Fungi; Ascomycota; Sordariomycetes; Sordariales; Podosporaceae
Gene: AKR1
Product: palmitoyltransferase akr1
Exons: 3
Coding region: 1-2184 (727 amino acids)
Biological process (GO): protein palmitoylation
Cellular component (GO): Golgi membrane
Molecular function (GO): protein binding; palmitoyltransferase activity
Source: RefSeq, a predicted model, not a curated record